Molecule: messenger RNA, 582 nt
Organism: Durusdinium trenchii
Lineage: Eukaryota; Dinophyceae; Suessiales; Symbiodiniaceae
Source: the annotation of a GenBank genome assembly
AUGUCGGAGUCAAAGAAAGGAAAGCCCCGCACUGCAGAAGAAGCUGACAUAGCAGGACCAGAAGAUCAGAAUCCAAAGCAUCAAAGAAAAGAAGGAACCGCAAAGGAAGCUGAUCAGAAGAAGAAGAAAAAGGUGUCCACAGGAGGAGAGGAUACGAAGGAGGCUGAGAAGAAGGCAAAAGAAGACAAGGAAGCAAAGGAGGCUGACCAGAAGGAGAAGAAGACACCAAAAGAAGACGAUGCAAAGGAGGCUGCGAAGAAAAAGGUGCCCAAGGAAGGAAAGAAGGAUGAGGAGAAGCCAGAAAAGAAUAACAAAGGAGCAAGGAAGACUGUGGCACCAGAAAGCGAUGGGCCAAAGCAGAUGCGGGCCAAGGGUGAGGUCAAAGAAAAACGAAAGCCAGCAGGCAAAAGUGGGUCGUCGCCUGAAAAGAAAAGAUUCAGAGCGCUGAAUGAAGAAGAGGCUUCUGGAAGUGAAGCUGGGGCAGAGGUUAAGAAGACCAUGGUUCCCUAUGAGUCUAUCAAGACUAUGCCAAGCAUUGACCUCAUCAAGGCUUUGGCAGAUGUGUACCACACCUGCUACUAG